This is a messenger RNA of Stylophora pistillata, 6602 nucleotides long. RefSeq lists its product as uncharacterized. Gene Ontology annotation, biological process: protein phosphorylation; positive regulation of apoptotic process; intracellular signal transduction. Gene Ontology annotation, cellular component: nucleus. The record is from RefSeq and is a predicted model, not a curated record. NCBI's taxonomy places the organism in Eukaryota, Metazoa, Cnidaria, Anthozoa, Scleractinia, Pocilloporidae. Gene Ontology annotation, molecular function: protein serine/threonine kinase activity; protein binding; ATP binding.
UCGAGCUUGACACUGCAACGAGGUUCUGUGCGAAGCUUAUCAAAUCGCGACCCACACAGAAGUAGGAGUUUAAGCGUGAGAUUGACGUCAUGAACGCUCUUCACCAUCCUCGGAUCAUUCGACUCUACGAUGCUUUUGAAGAGCCCAGGCAGAUUAUCCUUAUACUGGAAUAUUGCAGAGGUGGUGAUUUAUUCAAUCGUAUUGAUGACGAUUCCCUUCCCGAGUUCGAAGCCGUAAAAAUCCUCAAACAGGUUUUGGAGGCUGUCAAGUACAUGCACGGCCUCGGUUUCAUGCAUUUAGACUUGAAGCCACAGAACGUGAUGUUUAAAAGUGAAGGCGGUUCAAAAAUAAAGUUGAUCGAUUUCAGUCUAACAAAGAAGUUUGAUCCUGACCAAGAAACAAAAAUAUCAUUCGGGACUGCUGAAUACGUUGCUCCAGAAAUCGUCAACUACGAGCCUGUGACCUUAGCUGCAGACAUGUGGGCGAUUGGUGUAAUUGCUUAUAUCAUGUUGAGUGGCGAGUCUCCAUUUCUUUGUGAGAGCGAGGCAGACACUUUCUCUCGCAUUACAGAUGCACGCUGGGAAUUUACAGACGUGUUUGAUUACGUCAGCAAGGAGGCUAAGGACUUCAUAAAGAGACUGCUUCUAAAAGAUCCAAGAAAACGAAUGACAGUAGAUGAGUGCCUGGGGCAUGAGUGGAUCAAGUCACCAGGGUUUACUGGAAAACGGAAAAGCAAAAUCUCCUCAGAGGGUGAGUUGACUAUCGACCAAAACUCAAACAUCACAUCCCCAACAGAACUUAUGAGACAAGAGAGCGGAAAGUCUGAACAAGAGUUACCAUUGGAUCCAAGGAAAUUAGAGUCUAAAGUUAAGUCACUACUAUCAAAGUUACAAAACGCCGAAAAGGAAAACCAAGAACUGGAGGAAAAACUCCGUGACGAGGAAGACCGCGCCGAUGUCCUGGAAGACGAGCUUCACACAAGUGAGAAUUCUAGAAAGGUUCUGGAAGACAGAGUGUCAAAAUUGGAAGCUGAAAAGACAGAUCUUUCAAAGAAAGCCAAAGCUAACAGUGAUGUUUUAAAGAGGGUGGCAGAGUCAGAAGGAGAUAAGAGAGCCCUGGAAGACAAACUAUCUGAGCAAACAAGAUAUUUAGAAACCUUAUCACGGAAAUACGACACUCUUAAGGAAAAGAUUGAAAAUUAUGAUAUUUUAGAGGAAAAGGCUUACCUUUUGGAGAGAGAAAGAAAAGACCUCAGAGAUGCUAAACAGUCACUAGAAGACAAAAUUGGACACCUUCAAGCGGAAAAGGAGGAAUUAACAAAAAUGAACGAGAAAAAUUCGUUGAUCAAUAGAGACCUUGACAAUGAAAUCGCAAAGCUUAAAACGGACAGAGACGAGAUUGAAAAUCAAUACGUUAAACUGCGAACCGAGAAGGAGUCUUUGGUUGAGGAACUCACGAAGCGAUUCAAUAUUUUAGAUGAACAGAAAAGGUCUCUUGGACAAGAGAAGAGUAACCUAGAGACGAAACUGGGCGCAUUUGAAAGUGAAAACAAGAAUUUGAAGCUCAAACUGGACGGCUUAACAAAAGAAAUGGAAUCACUAAAAGAGAUUUCCAAGAACAAUGAGCAGGACAAAGAAAAAGAUGAACUGGAAAAAGAAUUGACUAAAGUUAAAAUGCAUAACGACGAAGCGAAGAAAACUUGUGAAGAAUUGGCUUCGAAACUGAACAAAGCGUAUGCGGAAUUGGAACAGUUAAAGCCCGCAAAGAUGGAUAGUGCAUCAGAGAAUCACCAAGAAGAGAUUUCAGCGUUGACGGAAAAGUUAUCUUAUUUAGAGGAAGAAAGGGAUAACCUGGAAGAUGAUCUCGACGAGAGAGAGGCUGAAAUUGUCGAACUGAAAGAGAAAAUAGAACUUCUUGAGGCAGAGAACAAGGACAGAAGCAAAGACAUAAUAAAUUACAAGUCACAGUUAGAAGCAGCCAAUGAGGAAAUUAAGUCCUGGAGGAUGAGAAAGGACGGCACUAGCUCGGCAGCGCCUAAAGGGGACGAAGAAAGCCUGAAUGAGAAAAUGAAGGAUUACGAAUCUAUGAUGAGUAAGCUGAUGAAAGAAAUUUCUGCUUUACAAGAGAAACUUUCUGCAGCAGACCAACUUAACAAAAAGUUGGAGGAAAAGGUGAAAUCCAGUGUACAGGCUAGUCUACCCGAUCCUAACAUGGUAAGCGAAAUCAUAGGAAGAAGUGAAAAUACACUAGAAUAUUCGUCUAUGGAUUUCGAUUACCUUGAUGGUCUUAGUGGAGACAGAAAUGAUCGAAAUGAAGAAAUCUCGGUUAAAGGAAGAAUCAACGACGAUUUGAACAAAGAGGGAGAGAGUGAGAGGUUCGUCAUGUUGAAGAGAGAGUUCGAGAAAGUAAGGAGGAUGUCUGAGGAUGCUGAGACAAGGUUAGCAGAAGAAAUACAGAAGAAUCAGACUUUGGAAGAUGAGUUAGAAGAUUUUGAAAUUAAGGAAGAGAAUGGUCUGAGAAUGUACAGAGAGCUAGAGGAGGAAUGCAAUAGACUGAGGGCACAGCUGACUGACAGUGAAUCAUGGCAGAAGCAAGUUGAGAUUCGACUGCGAGAAAAUCUAAAACGUAACGAGGAAAAAACUGAAGCUCUGAGCAAGCAAGUCGAUUCGUUGAAAAAACAACUCCAUGUGAUCAAAGAAGAAAGAGACAAAGGCGACAAACUUUAUACGAAUCUUUCUGAGAAGUACAGAAAUUUAUUAAAAGAGAAAAAGAUCUUGGAACGGGAGAAAAAUGAACGCGAUGAAAGCGAAACGAAAUCACGAGAACUUGAGGACUCACUGCAAACGCGAAUUCUUGAACUAACGAACAUGAAAGAUGAAAUUGAGUCCAUGCGCGACAACCUUCGCUCACUGGUACGAGAAAAGGAUGAGGGUAUGAAGGAAUUCUCACUGCUUCAAAAAGACCUUGUGAAGGCAACAAAUGACCGCCAACAACUCGAAGAACAAGUUAAGGAUGAAAUAUUCCGCGCUGAAAAGUUGGAAAGAGACCGUUUUAUACUACAAGGCAAAAUUGAAGAGAUGCAGAAGAAUUUGAAUAAACGAGAUCUGGUCGACGCGGCUAAUAAAAAGGCGAUAGACGCUUAUGUCGAUGAAAUUAGACUUCUUAAGGACGAAAAGGGGGAGGCUUUUAAAGAGGUCGAUAAGCUGAGAAAGGAGAGUAAAAAUUUGAUGCAUGAUCUUGAGAAAAUCACAAAAGAAAGAGAAGACGUGGAAAGUCUGAAAAUCUUCAAAGAGCACGCGAUGAAAGAGAUCAAGACUUUGAAAGAUGAAAACCAACGCCUUCUUCAAAAAAGCGAGGAUUUCGACCAAAUAACAGUCGAUCUCAACACUCUCAGGGAGGAAAAAGUGAUUGGACUACAGCAUCUGGGAACUUUAGAGGAAGAAAGGGAGAAUGCGCUGAGAGAGAUUGCAAUCCUAAAAAGUGAAAAUCACCUCCUUCUUGAGAAAACAAACCAGUUCGAGGAAAUCAAAGAAGCCUUCGAAAGUCUAAAAGGUAAUGCCGAAAUCCUACGAGAAAACAUCGAAGCUCUUAAACUCGAGAAAGAGGCCUCAGAGAAAGCAGUUGAGGAUUUAAGAAAGGAAAACAAUCUUCACCUAGAAAAAGUUGAGGAAUGCGACAAAAUGAAGGAGGAUCUUGAAACAUUGAGAGAAGAGAAAGUGAUAGGACUCAAAGAGUUAAGCAGUUUAACAGAGAGAAAUGCUUCGUUGUUGGAAGAAGUCAAGGCAAUGGAUGAACUAAAGAGAGAAUGUGACUUCCUUAAAAGCAAGAACGAAAAGGCACUCGAAGAAAAUAGGAUCUUAACAGAACUAAACGAAUCUUUAGUCAAAGACCAAGAAGGCGCUCAAAGAAUAUCAUUAGAAUUAAAGAAAGCGGAAGAUGAAAGAGAAAGGAUUUCCAAGGAAAAUAGAGUCUUGGCAGAAAAAUGCGAUACUCUAAAGAAGAAAAUAGAGGAGUUAACUUUGCUCAAUGAUGGUCAACUGAUAGAAUUAGGCAGGUUGAAUCAAGAGUUGGACGACUCUGAGAAGGAAAACGAAGCUCUUGUAGCUAAGCUCGAAUCUUUCCAUGUUGUCAAAAAAGAUUUCAGUGCUUCGUUGGAGAGCAACCAGAGACUUCAGAAAGAAUCUAGAGAUCUCGAAGUCAACUUGGAAACCCAAGCUUUGGAGGUGAUGAGAUUGAAAAAGGAAACAACUGUCCUAAAAAAAAAGAAUGACGCUCUGACAAAAGAAAUUGAACGACUUCAGGGAAAGAAUGCUAUCCUGGAGACCCAAACCUCGAUAACACUCUUGGAAGAGGGUGAAGAAUCAGAGCAGAUUUAUGAACCGAAGACCAGCGACACCAAAGGCAUACGAAGAAAACUUGACGAAUUAAUGACUUUUGAAGAAAUAGCAAAUAACUACAGUGUCGAGGUAGAAAAGCCCGAAAAUGUUAAACUUUCCAAGAUUAACAAAUGUAACGAAGCACAAGCCUUAAAAGAAGAAGUCAAUUUCCUUCAGAAAGAAGUUGAAGACCUAAGUGAAGAUCAUAAGGAGCUUUUGCAGUCGUAUAACACUUUACAAAAAGAAUAUGAUCAUUUGAAAGAAGAAUUCGGCGUCCUUGAAAAGAGUUUGGAAAUAAAGUCGAGAGAAAUGAAAAGUAUGACCGAAGUAAGGGAUCUUUUAGAAAACACUAAGAAUGAACUUGAAAAUGAGCUGAAAGCUACCUCCAAAGAAAAGACCCAAGUUAGCAAGGAACUUGAGACUGUAAAAGGAAAUUGUGACUCUCAAAAGCUCAGACUGGAGAUUGCCGAAAAGGAAAUUGGAAACUUAUCUAAAGAAAAUGAAGAACUGCACCAAAAUCACAUCGAGUUAGAAGAACGGUGUGGUCGUAUCAGAAAACUAAACAGGGAACUCGAGGAAGACAUAGAUAUCGAAACUGGAAAGCUCGUCGAGGCAAGAGAACGUAUUUCUGAACUCAAAAAAGAGAAUGCUCUUCUUCAGCAGAGGCAUUUGAUGCUGCUACAUGAAAUUGACAAAUUGAAAGGAAUUCCUGAGUUAAGUGGUCAAGAACAGGGCGGAGUGGCCAAAAAGAUUAAAAGUAUAGAGAAAAAGAUAAGUGUUACUCAAAUGCAGAAAGGCGAUCAAGAAAUUCGACCUCCCGAGGAGAUGAACAAAGGCAAAAAGACGACAGAGAAGAACAAGGCCAAGGUUUCUGGAGAUGAAGCACGAAAGCCUGAAGGUUGCGCGGAAAAUGUAAAAGAGGAAAAGAGAACACAGCAAAACCAGGAGGAAAGAACAGUAUGGGCACUAGAGCGAGAAAUAAAGAACCUUCGUCCUCAGAAAGAACGAGCAGAGGCCUUAGCCAAAGAACUGGAUCAGGUUAAACAAAGACUUGACAACGAAAUAACAAUUAGGAAAAGCAAAACUGAAGAGAGCAGCCAGAAGAAAAAAGAAAAUGAUUUACUAAUUUACGAGCUUGAAAGCACCCGUCACAGGAUUGUUUCAAAUGUGAUAAGUCUGUUGGAAGAAGCAAAACUUCCUUGGAAGUUUAGCGUGACUGCUGCCGAUAUAUCAGCGGGUAAAAGCAAAGCAUGGUCCAGCAUUAAGGAAAGUAUUGGAACUCUGAUAUGGGAGCGAGAGAGAAUGGUAAAUGAAAAUGCGCUCUUACAGCAAGAGAAUUCCAAGCUGAAGCGCGAAUGUCAAGAACCAAGGAAAGGCAAAGAAAAAAUCAAGCAAUUUGAAGAAUUAGUCGGUAAAGAACUUACUGAUGAAGACAUCCUCUCUAAACAGCAAGAAAUAAAGGCUCUUCACGAGACAAUAGCUUCAGACAAGGACAACUUGACACAGCUUCAACAACAGCAAAAAGAUUUGCUUCUUAAAAUCGAGUUUAUGCAACGAAUGCAGUCAACUGCUGAUCAAGAGAGAGAUCAGCUGGUAGCUAGAAAAAGCCUUUUUACAUCAGACGGAAGACCGGGGCUGAACGCUCAAUCAAGAUUUAAACUUCGUCGAUUUCAAUCCGUGGAGAGUAUUUCAAUCCUGAAAGAACGGGAUAUCUUCGAAGAGAAGCAAGAUCCUGUAGACUUUCCCACACAGACUCACAGAAUAACAACACAGUGGAGUGGGAAUAAGGGAAGGGAAGGCUCAACAGGCGAGGAACAACUACAAGUUGCACGAGAAAUGGUAAAGAAAAAUCGAAGAAUAUUCGAAUUGGAGCAGGAAGUUGAUGUGCUGCUGACCAAAAUGGUAGAAUCCUCAUCAGGAAACGCAGCAGGGGAGAAAUUUUCCUCCGACGCAGAAAACUUCAGAUUGGAAAUUUUACGACUCGAGGGAGAGAACAAACGGCUGAAAGAACUUGCAAAGGAGCCAAUACCUGCGUCAUCGCAGAAAAAAAAUGGAAUCAUUAGAAGCCAUAAACAACUUUCUAAAAAGCGAAAAAGAAGAACUCAUUCUAGAAAUUUCUGCCAAGAAUAAGAAAAAUGAGCUUUUGGAGAAACGCGUGAGAGAGUUGACUGAGAUGAAGAGUAACGUGGUAAAUGGAUCGAGAAGUGGAGUGUACGACGAGUCAGA